Molecule: messenger RNA, 2809 nt
Organism: Prunus mume (Japanese apricot)
Lineage: Eukaryota; Viridiplantae; Streptophyta; Magnoliopsida; Rosales; Rosaceae
Product: heat shock protein 70 (Hsp 70) family protein
Biological process (GO): protein folding
Cellular component (GO): cytosol; nucleus
Molecular function (GO): ATP binding; ATP-dependent protein folding chaperone
Source: RefSeq, a predicted model, not a curated record
AUUCUGCAUUGCGAGCAAAGGGCAGAGUUUUUCUCUUGACCAGUCUCUUCCUCCCUUUGUAAUUUUUAAUUUUCAUGGUUUUCUUUUUCAACUUCUUUUCGGAGCGUCGUUUCUCAAACAGGUUUUGUGCAACAACUUGAGGAACUUGGUGGAAAUUUAAUUGGUGUCCUCAGUUUGGUGCUGAAAUUUUGUUAAAUAUGAGUGUGGUGGGGUUUGAUAUUGGAAAUGAGAAUUGUGUAAUUGCGGUGGUGAAGCAACGGGGUGUUGAUGUUUUGUUAAAUGAUGAAUCAAAACGUGAAACACCAGCUGUGGUUUGUUUUGGUGAGAAGCAGCGGUUUUUGGGGUCCGCUGGUGCUGCUUCUGCAAUGAUGAACCCAAAAUCAACAGUGUCUCAGGUGAAGAGACUGAUUGGUAGAAAAUUUUCAGAGCCUGAUGUUCAACGUGACCUUCGAAUGUUACCCUUUCAAACUUCUGAAGCCCCAGAUGGUGGCAUUUUGAUUCAUUUGAAAUACUUGGGUGAGACUCAUACAUUUACGCCGGUUCAGGUUACAGCAAUGCUUUUUGCACAUUUGAAAGAUUUAAUAGAGAAGAAUCAGGAAAUCCCCAUUUCAGAUUGUGUGAUUGGUAUUCCAUCAUACUUUACAGACUUACAGAGACGUGCAUACUUGGAUGCUGCAACAGUUGCUGGGUUGAAGCCUUUGAGAUUGAUGCAUGACUGUACUGCAACUGCUCUUAGUUAUGGGAUUUACAAAACGGAUUUCCCCAGUUCCGGUCCAACUUAUGUGGCAUUUGUUGACAUUGGUCAUUGUGAUACACAGGUCACUAUUGCAUCAUUUGAGGCUGGGCAAAUGAAAAUACUGUCUCAUACUUUUGAAAGAAGCUUGGGAGGUAGAGACUUUGAUGAGGUCUUGUUUGGUCAUUUUGCUGCAGAGUUCAAGGAGCAAUACAGAAUUGAUGUGUACUCUAAUGUCAAGGCAAGUAUCAGGCUACGGGCAGCUUGUGAGAAGCUCAAGAAAGUUUUGAGUGCGAAUGCGGAGGCACCACUUAAUAUUGAGUGUUUAAUGGAUGAGAAAGAUGUUAAGGGUUUUAUUAAAAGGGAAGACUUUGAGACGUUGUCUUCAGGUCUGUUGGAGAGGAUUGGUGUUCCUUGUAGCAAAGCUUUAGCUGAUGCAGGUUUGACUGCUGAGAAGAUUCAUUCUGUGGAGCUUGUUGGGUCGGGGUCUAGGAUCCCAGCUGUUGGUAGAGUUUUAACUUCUGUAUUCAGGAAAGAACCUCGCCGGACACUGAAUGCGAGUGAGUGUGUAGCACGUGGAUGCGCUCUUCAAUGUGCAAUGCUAAGUCCAGUUUUUCGAGUCAGAGAAUAUGAGGUUCAAGAUUCAAUUCCUUUCUCUAUAGGAUUCUUAUUGGAUGAAGCUCCAAUUUGCACAGGGUCAAAUGGCAUCCUGUUUCCAAAAGGCCAACCCAUUCCAAGUGUUAAAGUAUUGACAUUUCGACGAAGCAGUUCAUUUCAUCUGGAAGCAUUCUAUGCUAAUCCCAGUGAGGUGCCUGCUGGUGUAUCUUCUAAAAUUAGUUGUUUUAAGAUUGGCCCUUUCCAAUGCUCCCAUAGUGAAAAGGCAAGGGUUAAAGUUAAAAUUCAAUUAGACCUCAACGGUGUUGUCUUUGUUGAAUCAGCUAUGGUGAUUGAAGAACAUGGAGAUGACUCUUCUACAAGGGGUGUUGCUGAUUCAAUGGACCCAAUGGACAUUGAUUGUGUAACUGCUUCUGGUUCUUCUGAGGCAGUUGCAGAUGGAUUUCAAGAAAGUAGUAGUAUGCAGUCCAAGUCUUCACAUGCUAGUGGUGAUGGGAAAAGAGACAAUAAAUCCACCAGGAGGCUAGAGAUACCCGUUACUGAAAAUAUAUAUGGUGGAAUGACCAAGGCUGAACUUUCAGAAGCUCAAGAAAAAGAACUCCAGUUAGGUCAGCAGGACAGAAUUAUGGAACAAACGAAAGACAAAAAGAAUGCCUUGGAAUCUUAUGUAUAUGAUAUGCGUAAUAAGCUCUUCAACACAUAUCGAAGCUUUGCAAGUGAUGAAGAGAGGGAGGGAAUCUCCAGGAGCCUACAGCAGACUGAGGAUUGGCUUUAUGAUGAUGGAGAAGAUGAAACUGAAAAUGCAUAUACUUCAAAGCUGGAAGAUCUUAAGAAGAUGGUGGAUCCAAUUGAGAACCGAUAUAAAGACGAGGAAGCAAGAUUGCAAGCUACAAGAGAUCUAUUAAAGUGCAUUGGGGAUUACCGGAUGGCUGUGAAUUCACUUCCACCCAUGGAUAGGGAAUUGAUUGUCAAUGAGUGCUAUAAGGUGGAGCAGUGGCUUAGAGAGAAAAACCAACUACAAGACUCAUUGCCAAAGAAUGUUGACCCAGUCUUAUGGUCAAGUGAUAUUAAGAGCAGGGCUGAGGAAUUGAACUUGAGAUGCAAACACAUAUUUAGAUCCAGGACUUCUAAUCGAGAGGACUCCAAGGGUUCUAACCAGCAGGACACUUCUGAUCACAAAUGAGUGGAAUUAUGCAGGGUGCGUACAAAAAAGAUUUUAAGGCUUAGGUGUCUUGUUUGUUCUGACAUCUGUAUAUCUUUUGCGGUCGCCUUUUUUUCUCGUUGAAUAGAUGGGUAGCAGGUAUCAAGCACAUAUUACUCAAAAUUGGCCCCGUUUUUUUCUUCUUCCACCGAAGACCUAUGACAUGAUAUUGUCUUUGAGCAAACUGUUCGACAUCUCAUGAAGCGUGUGAAGGAGUCAUUUGAACAUUUUAUUGCUAACAUAAUCCAUGGUUUUUGCAA